GACGAUCAAGCACGUUCCAAAAGAAUUCACGACCCAUUUGGUACGGGGAAACGGAAGGUACGAAAGUUCGAAACGAAACGGAGAAAUGAACGAAACGGGAAGAGGAAUAGGGUCAGCGUUUGCCUUUCCGCAUUUGGUGGUGAUUAUAAGAAUUAACCUAUUAUUAAUUCAAAAGAUUCAUAUUCCAAUGUGAAACGAAACAUGUCCUUACUUCUUAAGAGAAGAUAACAGUACAUUUGUUGGGAGCUUGAGAAAGCUGUGCGCUUUUUCACGAGAGAUGGUGGCUGCGGUUUCCGGCUGCUUGACGGAGCUUUCUAGCGAUGGAGACCGACGAAGAAGGGUCGACGGCGAGUGCUUCCGUUUCAGGUUCAGAUGUCGUGAGUGGAACCCGGAGAAGGAUUUGCUGGCCAUGGUCUCACGGAGGGACUCCACGGAAGGUGGGGGGUGCUUCGUCGUUUCGAUUGGCAAGAGGCUGUGGACAAUCUCUCCUGAAUGGAAAACUGUUAAGAAGCUUGAAUUCCCAUGCGGCAGCUGUGGUGUGUCUCAAUUGGGAGGAGGAUGCCCAAGUGAAUAGAGACACUUCUGGCAACUCUUUGGCAUUUGAAGAUCGCACUACUCGUUACUUCCCUCCAGCUCCAAGAGUUCCUCGCAUGCCUGGACUAGUACCCAGAGAAACUGAUUUAACUGACGAUGGUCAAGAUUCAUUUGUAGAGCUCUCAAAUUCUUCAAAGCAAUGUUUCAAUAUCCUUUGCAGUUGAGAUUGUUGGGGUUUUGUUGUAAGCCUCCUGUAUGUUCAGAUCAAAUAUAUAGCAGUAUAGUCUAUCGGAUUCAGUCAAUGAGUACUUCUUUCCUUUCUUGCUUCCAUACAGCAGUCUUUCUUAAUAAAUGGAUCUAAUGGCAGAAAUCAGUAUUGCCUGGAAGUAAUGGACUGGUUAAGUAA
This is a messenger RNA of Syzygium oleosum, 940 nucleotides long. Its product is annotated as anaphase-promoting complex subunit 4-like. Gene Ontology annotation, cellular component: anaphase-promoting complex; nuclear periphery. The transcript is spliced from 4 exons. The record is from RefSeq and is a predicted model, not a curated record. NCBI's taxonomy places the organism in Eukaryota, Viridiplantae, Streptophyta, Magnoliopsida, Myrtales, Myrtaceae. Gene Ontology annotation, biological process: anaphase-promoting complex-dependent catabolic process; protein K11-linked ubiquitination; positive regulation of mitotic metaphase/anaphase transition. Bases 321 to 758 code for a protein of 145 amino acids.